Molecule: messenger RNA, 1147 nt
Organism: Triticum dicoccoides
Lineage: Eukaryota; Viridiplantae; Streptophyta; Magnoliopsida; Poales; Poaceae
Exons: 5
Coding region: 91-861 (256 amino acids)
Source: RefSeq, a predicted model, not a curated record
CCGUGUCCACGCUCCACUUCCCACACCCCUUCCUUCCCCUGUUUCACUCCAACUUUCCUCGCAUUCCUCUGCUUCGGUAGACCGUAAAAAAUGGCAGCCUCCCUGCCGUCCCUCUCGCCCGCGCCGACGCCGUCGCCGGCGGCCACCACCUUGGCCAGCAACCUCCUCUCCUUCCCCGCCCCGCGGCCGCGCCUCGCCGCCACGCACCGCCGCGCGGUCGUGGCCGCGGCCUCGUCCAGGCCCCCUCCCCCUCCGCCGCCGUCCCCGGAAGGAGGGGACGAGGAGGUGGAGAGGGCCAUGGGGAUGGACGGCGGCAUCCCCGGGACCUCCGGCGAGCUGCUGCGCCGCGUCUCCUCCCGCGCCUACGGCAUGCGCCGCCACCUCAUGGAGUCGCUCGACUCCCUCGCCUACGACGUGUUGGAGACAAACCCAUGGAGAGAACAACACCCAAAACCAGUCUAUGUGCUGGCUAGAAGAGACAAUCAACUAUGGACAAUGAAAACCCGUAGGAACCGCAGUGAAGUCGAAAGGGAACUUGGAAUGCUUUUCUCAAGGGGAGGAGGUUCAGGAGUUGGGACUAAAUCAAAGUACUCUGGCUCCAAGUUUAGUAUGGUUGUUGAAGAUCUCACAGAGGGAGUACUGGUGUUUGAAGACGAGGACGAUGCUGCAAAGUACUGUGACCUUCUACAGGGCGGUGGUCAAGGAUGUGAGGGAAUUGCAGAGCUAGAGGCUUCAUCAGUUUUCAACAUGUGCCGUCAAAUGAAAGCUCUCGCUGUCCUUUUCCGGCGUGGAAGGACGCCUCCAACGCCUCAAAGCCUCGAGCGUGACCUGAGGGCGAGAAACCGGUCACUGGAAGACUAGGAGGAUCUUUGGGACACACGGUGUAGAUAUGUCAAUUGUAUUCUUCUAGCUGUUGAAGCACAGGCCCUAUGCCCUAUAUACUAAAUGGUACAUAGAUGAUUCAAGCCACACGAAAAAUGGGUGAAAAAUAACUGGUAUAUAGAUUCAAUGAUAGCCAAGAUAGAGUGGAAGUCAAGUCUGACCGAGUACAUAUUUAGCUUGAGAUUAGCAAUCUCUGUAAAACUGAAUAUUCUUGUAAUUAUUUACAUUGUUUACAGUGAAUAAAUGAGAUUUUAAGUUACCACUA